Messenger RNA from Microthlaspi erraticum, 1230 nucleotides. The record is from the annotation of a GenBank genome assembly. NCBI's taxonomy places the organism in Eukaryota, Viridiplantae, Streptophyta, Magnoliopsida, Brassicales, Brassicaceae.
AUGAUGAGUUCCAUCCCGAAUGAUCUCAUCACCGAGAUAUUCUUGAGAUUGCCUUCAAAGUCAGUAGCUAGGUUUCGUUGCGUGUCGAAGCAAUGGGGUUUCAUACUUUUCCGUCCAUAUUUCACCGAGUUGUUCUUGACCCGGUCAUCGGCUUGUCCACGUCUCUUAUUCGCCGUCAAAUUCGAUACGGGUGACUGGCACUUGUUCUCGUCGCUUCAGCCUCUGAAUCCAUACGGAAAGCAGUCGUCUCUUUUAGUAACCGCCGAUUUUCGUAUGAAAUUCAACAGAGACUUGUUGAUGGGCUUCUGUCGGUAUGGCUCCGGUUUGUUCUAUUUCCGUCAUGAGCGGACCAAGAUCCGUAGUAGUUUGAGCUCAAACGAGGAAUGGGAUGUAUUGUAUGCAAUAUGUAACCCUAGCACAGGACAGUAUGCUGUCUUACCUAAACUAAGAAGAAGGGACAAGUAUUUGAAUAGCUUUCUAGGGUUUGAUCCGAUCGACAAACAAUUCAAGGUACUGUCCAUUGCAUACCGAUUUAGAGAUAGUAGAAUUCUAACAUUGGGACCUGGAAAAUUGAGCUGGAGGAAGAUCCAUUGUCCCUUCGCCCAUAGGCCUUUGUGUCAAGGGAUAUGCAUCGAUGGGGUUUUGUAUUACUUAAGUGUCCGCAGUGAUGAUGACAUGUCUUAUGGGAUAGUUUGUUUUGAUGUUCGGUCGGAGAAUUUCAAGUUUCUUGACAACGAAGCAUUCCCUUAUUCUUGCCCUAUAUUGAUAAACUAUAAGGGUAAAUUAGGUUUGUUUUUUCGGAACUAUGACAUCGCCGAUGCCAUUAAGUUGUGUUUGUGGGUUUUAGAUGAUGUCGAGAAACAUGAAUGGUGUAAAUAUGCAUUCUACAUGUCCGGGGAUGAUAAUGAAAUCGAUGAUUGCCAAAAUCUUUACAUUGUUGGAGUGACAGCUACUACAGGUGAGAUUGUGUUGGCGGAGAAAGAUACUUCUAGAUAUAAACCCUUCUAUGUUUUCUACUUCAGUCCCGAAAGGAAAACUCUCCACCGUGUUGAAAUCCAAGGUUUUGGAGAAUUCUGUGAUGAGGAUCGUCAUAGUGUUCAAGUCUUUCUAGACCAUGCCGAGGAUCUUAACGUUAACGACUCAAAGAUAUUCAAGACAAGCCAAGGACUUGAUAUCAUUUGGAAAAGGCACAUGGACAUGAGUCAUGAAGAUAAAGACGACGAUCAUUAG